AUGCGGAGAGAGCCUGCUAGUGCAGCGGCCUGUGCCUGUGAGCUGCAUUCUCUACCACCCUCACCCCUCCAUCCUCCACCGCCCUGUCGCACUGCCUCCCCCCCUGCCACACAUGGGGGUGCGGAAGCUCAUCCUGGCCUCGUGCACGAGGCUGCCGUGCCCUUGGUGGUGGUGCAACUUAUCGUGGAGCGCAGGAGGAUGGUGGUAGUGCAGCUCAUAUGGGCGCGCAGGAGGGUGAGCGUGCUCGUGAGGGACGCCAAGGAGGCCACUGUUGGAUUCCAACCCUACGUGCAGGUCAGUCUGGUCAGUGACUCGGUGGCGGACCAAUCAGCAGUGAGAGCGGCGCUCAGAGGCACUCAAGCAGUCAUCGUGACGGGCAGGCAGCACAUGCUCAACAACGCCCAUAGCCGCAUCACUCCCACUUCCUUCUCUACCCCGCCCCCUUCGUUCACUUCAAUUCCUCUUCUGAACCCAAUUCCACCGACACCACGCCUCCCCUCCUCUCUUACCUGCUGUUCAGCUUUCUUCCUCUGUAGCUCGGACCCCGAUCCCCGUCCCGCCUCCUUCCUUUCCCUCAUCCCCCACCAUCCUCACAGUGCUCUCUUGCUUAGAUAG
This is a messenger RNA of Closterium sp. Naga37s-1, 615 nucleotides long. NCBI's taxonomy places the organism in Eukaryota, Viridiplantae, Streptophyta, Zygnematophyceae, Desmidiales, Closteriaceae. The record is from the annotation of a GenBank genome assembly.